Molecule: messenger RNA, 2403 nt
Organism: Sorex fumeus (smoky shrew)
Lineage: Eukaryota; Metazoa; Chordata; Mammalia; Eulipotyphla; Soricidae
Gene: MEOX2
Product: mesenchyme homeobox 2
Exons: 3
Coding region: 213-1124 (303 amino acids)
Biological process (GO): positive regulation of transcription by RNA polymerase II
Cellular component (GO): nucleus
Molecular function (GO): DNA-binding transcription factor activity, RNA polymerase II-specific; RNA polymerase II cis-regulatory region sequence-specific DNA binding
Source: RefSeq, a predicted model, not a curated record
AGGGAAGCUCCUUCGGGUCCCCGGUGUUAGACGUAAAGGAGAUUGGCCGCUAGUGCUUAGCACCGAAAUUCUCCGAGCUCGCCGAGACACGAGCGGUUUGUGGCGUUGGGAGGGGGAAAAAAGUCGCACGGUAUCCAGUGAAAAGUGACAGAGGGUGGUGGCGUUUGGAGCCGUCGGCAAGUCUGCUGCCUGGAACCCGAGACUUGCAUGCAAUGGAACACCCGCUCUUUGGCUGCCUGCGCAGCCCUCACGCCACCGCGCAAGGCUUGCACCCAUUCUCCCAGUCCUCCCUCGCCCUCCAUGGAAGAUCCGAUCAUAUGUCCUACCCCGAGCUCUCCACUUCUUCCUCGUCUUGCAUAAUCGCAGGAUACCCCAACGAGGAGGGCAUGUUUGCCAGCCAGCAUCACAGGGGGCACCACCACCACCACCAUCACCACCAUCACCACCACCAGCAGCAGCAGCACCAAGCGCUGCAGACCAACUGGCACCUCCCGCAGAUGUCCUCCCCCCCGAGCGCAGCUCGCCACAGCCUCUGCCUGCAGCCGGACUCGGGAGGGCCCCCGGAACUGGGGAGCAGCCCGCCGGUCCUGUGUUCCAAUUCUUCCAGCUUGGGUUCCAGUACCCCCUCCGGGGCUACGUGCGCGCCAGGGGACUACGGCCGCCAGGCGCUGUCACCCGCCGAGGCGGAGAAGAGAAGUGGCGGCAAGAGGAAAAGCGACAGCUCGGACUCCCAGGAAGGAAACUACAAGUCAGAAGUGAAUAGCAAACCCAGAAAGGAAAGGACAGCUUUUACCAAAGAGCAAAUCAGAGAACUUGAAGCUGAGUUUGCCCAUCAUAAUUACCUGACUAGACUGCGACGCUAUGAGAUAGCAGUGAAUCUGGAUCUCACCGAAAGACAGGUGAAAGUCUGGUUCCAGAAUAGGCGAAUGAAGUGGAAGAGAGUGAAAGGAGGACAGCAAGGAGCUGCAGCCCGAGAAAAGGAACUGGUGAAUGUGAAAAAAGGAACCCUGCUCCCGUCAGAGCUUUCAGGAAUUGGUGCAGCCACCCUCCAGCAAACGGGGGACUCUCUAGCAAAUGAAGACAGCCACGACAGUGACCACAGUUCAGAGCAUGCACACUUAUGAUAAAUAGAGAAGAUAAGCUCCAUUCUCAGGAAAGAAGUAUUGUGAUGGCAAGCCUUACUCAAACAUCGUUUACAGAGAGAGAUGACUAUGACAGUAAUUUUUAAUAUUAUUAAAUCCAGGCAUCUCCAGUCUAUUUUCAAUGAGUUCUAGGGGGUUUACACUAAGUGCCACUAUUAAAGAUACCUUUACAGCGAAGAUGGAGGUGAUCUUGCUCUGAUCACUUUUGGGAUGUAUUUGUUGUGUGUAUGACAGCAAGUAUGUGUUUGCUUUUGCUUGCACUGAAAGUUAAUUUUCUAUCAAGAACAAACCAUGAGACAUUUGUAUUCAAGAUGCUUCCAGAAUGAAGAAUCGGAAGAUGAAUUUGCAGAUAACAUUCCAGAUGUACGAGGUCAUGAGUAUGAAGUGGGCAGGUAUUUUGCUUUUGCUUGCACUGACAAAUUGCUUUCUAGAAUAAACCAUGAAACAUUUUAUUCUAAACAGCCAGAGUGCCUGAAAUCACUCUUUAAGUGGAUAAAAAAAAUGUAUUUUAACUCUGUAUAUAUUACCCUUAAAUCAUUUUCCUGUCUUCACUAUGUUUAGCAAUGCAUUCAUAUUAGCUGAUGAAAAUAGGCAAUCACGAUGACAACCAGAAUCAACUUCUUGUAUUUUUAUACAUUUUGUCAUCCCAGAAACAAUCAACACAUUCUUCCUUGUGUUCAAGUAGAAAAAAGUACUUUAGAGUCUGAUAGGACAUAUUGUACCACAGACAAAACAAAUCUUAUGUUGCAUUUUCUAUCAACUGCUGCUAAUACAUUAUUAUAAAACUUACCUAGCUCCUCAAUUCUUCCUCUCUUAUAGCUUGAAAAAAAUUAGGAUCAUAAACAAGUCAGUUACCUUGCAGAAGUUUUUUUUUUAUAUUUUAAAAACUCAUCUGGUUUUUAUUCCUAUAAAAUGAUAGCUGUUGAAAAUACAUUUUAAUUAACAAGGAAGUGUUUUCCCCUUGUAUUGCAAUAAUGUUAAACAAGUGUCAAAAUAAAAUUGAUUCCUUAAGCCGGUAGAUAAUACAAAUUUUGAAUGUGUUCAAAUUAAAUUCAGUGCAUAUAUAUUUUUUCAUACAUGAUGUAUCACACAGAACAACAAUCUUUGUAUCUUGUAAAAAGAAAUGUGUUUAAUAAAUGAUCCUUUGUAAAUAAUUCUGGCUUCUCUUACUGCAAUUUCCUAAAUGCCCUACGUAUUUUAGUAUAAAUACUUUAAAAAGUACCAAAUGUAUCUGCAAUUUGGGAAUCCAAUGACCAUAAUG